Messenger RNA from Alligator mississippiensis (American alligator), 1852 nucleotides. RefSeq names its product CD4 molecule (gene CD4). Gene Ontology annotation, cellular component: external side of plasma membrane; membrane raft. NCBI's taxonomy places the organism in Eukaryota, Metazoa, Chordata, Crocodylia, Alligatoridae. Gene Ontology annotation, molecular function: MHC class II protein binding; protein tyrosine kinase binding. Bases 64 to 1539 code for a protein of 491 amino acids. The transcript is spliced from 9 exons. Gene Ontology annotation, biological process: interleukin-15-mediated signaling pathway; positive regulation of ERK1 and ERK2 cascade; T cell activation. The record is from RefSeq and is a predicted model, not a curated record.
CUUCUUGGUGCUGGCAGUAUUUCUAGUCCUUGGCUCACAGAGGAAGAAAACAUUCAAGGGAAGAUGGAGCCACCCACCGUGCUUAUGUGCAGGAUCCUUGCUGUCCUCUCAGUGAUGAAGCUUGGCCUGAAGCCUGCUGCAGUUGUAGGACAAAAAAAGGUGGCUGGUGUUGUUGGACAGGAAGUGACCCUACCUUGUAGCUUCACUCAUAAAAUUCCUUCAGUGACUUGGAAAUACCAGAAAAGAUCAGAAAACACCGGACAACAAGAAUCACAAGAAGACACUGUGAUCAAAUAUUACAAAGAUGUCUUUAAAGGAAAGGCUCCGAUGGCCAAUCGAUCUGAAUUAAUUACAGAGAGCUUUUCCCUGAAAGUGAAGAAACUGACACCUUCUGAUGUUGGCGAGUAUACCUGUGAAUCUGGAAAAGACAGAAGGGACACAGUCCAGCUGGUGGUGUUUGACAUUACCUGGUUUUCAACAAAAUAUUUACCACACAAUGGAAAUUUAUUGCUGAGCUUGAAGCAAUACCCCUCUGCCCAGAAUAAAAUCACUGUCACCUGGUGGGACAACAAACACAUGGAAGUGACGAGCAAGCAGUCACAGACAGGUCAAUACAGUCUGCAGAAAAGUGGUCUUCGGAUUACAGAUAGUGGGACAUGGAAAUGCAAGAUCGAGUUACAAUUCUUACCCGGGAACCUGGAGAUCCCCUUUGAUGUGAAAGUGAUAGGUUUCGGUGAUUUGGAGAGUGAGAUCCAGUAUGCAGCUGUUAAUACAACAGCGUCCUUUUCAUACUCACUGAAUCUCCAGGAAGUCAGAUGGACGGGGAGCUUUAAAGGACGUUUGGAUUGGAAAGCAAAGACAAAUGACAAGUAUCAGGAGAUAAUGAAUUUCAACUUCACUAAUCAAAGAUUGACCUUGCCCAAGCAAAUUAAGCACUUUGGGUUCAAGGGAGAUGAGAAAUCCUUCAGCAAACUGGAUGUAGAGCUGUCUAAAGUUCUGUUUGAAGAUGCUGGAUGGUACCAGUGCAGAGUCACGUUUGACUUUGGACAUGUGGAGACUGCUAUCCACCUGGUAGUGAUGACAGUCUCUGCCACCCCCGCUGGGCCUCUCUCCAAAGGGGCUGAGGUGACGCUGCACUGUCAGCUCUCAGCUCUCCCCUCACAGAAAGGCCUACUGAUCUGGCACCGUGUGAAUGGGACAGAUGAGGAAUCUAAGCAGGUGAUGCACAGGGAGGUGGAAGUGAAGGCCAGGACUGCAGGGCUAUGGAGGUGUAGCUUCAUAUUGGAGACCAAAACAUUAAUCAGCGCUGACUACAUGCUGGAGGAAGCUGUUGAGUGGAAUAUCUAUGUACUGAUUGCGGCAAUAACCGGAGCGAGUGUGGCACUACUUCUCUUUGUCAGCCUGUGUACGUUUAUCUGUAUCGCAUGGCAGCGCAGGAAGCGGCGGGCAAAGAGGAUGGUGCGAGUCAGACGAGACCUGCUAGAGAACAGAAUGUGUCAGUGUCAACAUCGCCUAAGGAAUGACUACUUUGAGGCCUGAGGCAAAGGACUCCAUGCAGUUAUUGCCAUUAUCUACCAGCGCUGACUGCUUGCUUGGAUCCAGCUCCUCUUCCAUUCUGUGUAUUCAGUAUUUUGGUCUCUCAUCUUUCAUCCAGCAUCCUUACUAUGAAGGGAUCUUCUAUGGCUGGGAGCCAAUAAGCAGGAUAAGGCUCCUCCCAGGGUUAUGGCUCAGCCCCAAGCUUCAGGAGGAGACAUGCUGAGUGGAAAAGCACAUGUGUUUGUAUUUUGCUUUGACUGACCUUCUGGAACUUCUCAGAAGCUUCCUGUACCUGCUCCAAAUGCAAUAAAUCAUA